AUGUUUGACGGUAGCUUUAAGCCCGCGCGCAAGGUCAACCUUAGCGGCCGCAAGAAGCCCACGACGGGUUAUAGUGCGCACAUUGCCUCACUUUCAAGUUCAAAAAAUGGAGAUGUGCUUGCUGGUUCCAAGGAAGAGCUUAUGUUGCAAAACCGCUUGGCUAGGGAAGAGCGCCACGCUACAAAAGCGCGUGUGGCCGCUGGCAUUCGAAUUCAGGCCCAGUACCGCCGUCUGAAAGCCGCAACCCAAGCGAGGUCUGAAGUAUUUAGCUUGUUGGAGCAAGAGCUCACCCACACUGUUUUGACUGGUGAUAUCCAGAAUCAGGCUUUGCCUACGGUGCAGCUGCAGCAUUUCCUCAAGCAAUUUCUCUUUGCAAGGCCAGCGAUAUCAAAAAAUCAUGUGGCCGUUGACAGAUUACGCAAAGUACAGGACUAUUUGGUGUUUAUGUUACUUGUUAAUUGUUUGAAGGGCGAACGGGGAACAUCAUUUUUUGAAGUGGAGAAGGAUGCGUGCUGGGUGUAUCAAGCCGCAAGAAUGUGUGAGAUUUCUUUACAGACAUUAGUACAAGAGGAACUUAAAACUUCGGUAGCGAAUCCAGCGAUUGCUUCACAUCCGUACGUGUUACUCAUAGAAACAUUGACAAAUUUUUCCAAUUAUUCGACAUUUGAAGGACAGAAAGCACUCUCGAAUGUAUUGCAUCAUAUAAGUAUUACCCCAAGAUACGGGAUAUUUGAUGCCUUGAGAGCGUGCAUUGCCGAACAGGAGAGAGAAGGUGUAUCUCGUUUAGAAAGUGAUCAAUUGACUCAAAUUAUUGCAAAAAUUGCCGCUCAAGCGCUACAAUUAUCGAAUCAAGAUCAGCAGAUGCGACGGUCCAAGGUGUAUCAAACAUUUGCAAACAGAAUGCUACUUUCGCCUUCUGCAGCAACCUCUCCAAUACUGAGCUAUGUGACUACUACAUCAGCUGACAAAACAAAGACAGUAGGGUUAUUUUGGGCGUCUAUAUUACAACAUUUUUGUGGAAACCAUGACAUGACAGCGAUGCCAUGGCAGCAACGCGCAAUUGUAGUCGGAAACGUUGUCGAGCUAACAUCCAUGUGCUCGAUUGAUCGAGCACUUGUCGAAGUUGUCGCGAUAAUUUUGUCAGAAUUAGUGACUUUCUCGUUAGUCCAUUGGGCGUUUGGUCUUAAACAGUCGGAGCAAGAUUCGAUGGCAAUUGAUGAAGAUUUUGUUUCGGAUGAAGCAGAACUUCCGAUCAUCCCACCGACGUAUUUAACCAGUGGAAUUCUGACAUCGGAUGAAGAAGUACAGCGUGGUGCUGUCGCGUUAGGUGAAGCUGAGGCGCGCGUUCGUCUUCAGUGGCAGCUGAUUUGCCACUCUAACUUCAGCGCACGAUGCCUUGACACAUUAUUGCAUGGUAGUGAUGUACAAAUGAAUGUCGAUGAAAAUGCCGUAUCACGAUUUUGUCAGUUCCUGUGCACCUUGUUGCUGUCGACUGGAAGAUCUUAUGUAUUGAGCGUGGCAGCUAAAUUUGCAAAUCCACCUGUCGCUUUGUUUGCGCUCUUAAGCGCGAUGACCGUCGAAUUACAUACUGGCACCCCUGUCAAAACCACGAAUAAUAAUAGUUUGGUAUAUGGUGUGUGGCAGUGGAUGAAACCUAGGAUCGGCAACAUCGUACCGCAAUAUUCCACUGGAAUGCUUAUCAAUGAGCAGCUAGUGUUGACGACACCACAGCUACAAGUGCUGAUAGUCUUUAAUGUCGUCUAUAGUCACAUGCUUUUGGGUCUAGAUGAUGAAGCAUUUUACGACGGCAUUUGGCCGCUUGGUUUGACAGAAGUCCAAAUUGUCGUACCUUUUCUGAAAAAAUUUGUUUACGAUACUUGCUGGAUGACCAACACUACCAAUACUCUUCCAGCUAACAGCUUAAAUGAAAAAGAGCUGAUACUUUUUACGGCCGUUGUAUCAUCAAUAAAGCUUUUCAAUCAGCUGUACGACCGUGACUGCCGACGUCGCUUUAUGCCCGAUAGUGCGUGGUUGUGGCCUUCAAUGCCUGUUAUCAAGGAAAUUGUCGAUCUAGAAUUGAUGAAGGAAGAUGGUAAUCGCGAUGCACACGCGAUAUUCAUGCUAAUGAAUAAAAUGGCGUCGUCUCCUCAUGCCCGCGCAGCUCUUAUUCUCGUUACAAUCCCUCAAGUCUUAUCUUUCAAAGAGCGUGUCCAGCUGUUUCAGAAACUACUGGAAGACGGGAAGGCAAAACUAGGCAACAUUCGCGACGACUUCUCGCAAGUCUUGCAGGUGUGGGUGAAGCGUGACGAGAUUGUUUACGACAGUUUUGACUUUUUUCAGAAAGUGUGUGACUCGAUGUCUCCUGCAGCAUUGAAAAUGCGUGUUAAAGUAACAUUUAUCAAUGAACAAGGCUUAGAAGAAGCGGGAAUCGACGGCGGUGGAGUCUUUAAAGAAUAUAUGGACUGUCUCACGAAGAGCGCGUUUUCGCCUGAGUAUGGAUUUUUUUUGGAAACAGAGGAACACCUUCUGUAUCCAAAUCCCGGUGCACGUUACGUGGUGGAUUCACGGAAGGAGGCACUUGACCGUUAUCGCUUUCUUGGGCGCGUUUUAGCAAAGGCUGUCUAUGAAAAUAUUCUUGUUGAGCCACAAUUUGCAGCAUUCUUCUUAAACAAAUUGCUCGGCAAGUUUAAUUACAUCGAUGACUUACACUCGUUAGAUCCGGAGUUGUAUACAUCGCUAAUGCGUCUCAAACACUACGAUGGCAACGUGGAAGAUCUUGCGCUCACUUUCAGCGUGAAUGAGACGGUGUUUGGUGAGGUUUUGACACGAAACCUCAUUCCCGAUGGGGCCAAUAUUUCUGUCACGAACGCGAAUCGGAUCCGGUAUAUUCAUUUGAUGGCCAAUUUCAAACUUAAUGUGCAGUCAUCUCUAGAGAGUGCUGCAUUUUUAAAGGGCUUUCGUGAUUUGAUCCCAAGCACUUGGAUCCAAAUGUUUGCACCUGACGAAUUGCAGAUGCUAAUCGGUGGCACUGCCACGAAUAUUGAUAUCGACGAUUGGGAGCGUAAUACGGUGUACGGUGGUGGUUACCACCCAUCUCAACAAAUAAUUGAGUGGUUUUGGGAAAUUGUACGAAAAGAUUUUAAUGGAGAAGAUCGCACAGCACUACUUAAAUUUAUCACGAGCUGCUCUCGUCAACCAUUGUUGGGAUUUUCCAAAUUAGAACCGCGAAUUUGUAUCCAUCAAGUGCGUGUUGAAGACGAUGAGAGGCUGCCAUCGAGUGCCACAUGUAUGAAUCUGUUAAAGCUGCCAGCGUACUCAAACAAACAAGCCAUGCGCGAAAAGUUAUUUCGUACAGUUGGUAGCAAUCGCCGACUUCGUUCUUGGGCUUUGAUGAUUAUCGCUGUAAUUAUGGGAAUUGCUGGCUUAAGCUACAUGGUCACGCUGCAUAGAUCGUUGCUAUUCCACCAAGAAGCGAUUGUCAAGAUGCAGCAGCAAUUGGAUACAAUGCAUUCUUUGCUCGUGAUAAAGGACGACACGAUCUCAGAUAGCGGUCAUAUGGAGUUUCAAAAAUUUAAACACUUUCCGACCAAGUUUGCAGUCGAUUAUGUGACUCCUUUAAAGACACAAGAUGAACGUGGCACAUGUUGGGACUUUGCUACUGUAGGUGUGCUGGAGAACAGCUACCGACAGCAAGGAAUCGCGAACGGAUGGCUACAAGAAGAUGAAUAUAUGGCAAUCUCGGAACAAGCGUAUGGCGCUGAAGUUCUGCGACUUUGUGCUGGACCACCUGGAUCUCCACAACAAGUGGCGUGUUUGAUUCCAGGUAACGGUAUUUGGAAAAACACAACAGAGGGAGGUGAUGUGACGCUCCUUAUGUACCUCGUGAAUGGCUUAAAGCAUAACAUAUAUCCUUCUUCCAUCUGUCCCUAUUUUCCUGAUGAUGGCAAUGACACUGUAUGUGCUGGUUUAACUGCUGAAAAGCGUGAGCGAAACCCGUUAAGUUUGACAUUGAAGAGAAUGGAUACAUUUAUGGAUGAAACGGCAAUUAAGCGCGCGAUGAUAAAGUACCGUCAAGCCAUGUCGCUGACAACUGCAACACCAUAUACGACACACUAUUAUCCAUGCAUUGGUAAACUUUUAGAGCAAGAUCGAUGCAAUCCUGCAUCAGAUUCGUGUACACUUUGCCCUCCAAAUGUGGCGAUAACGACGUGUUGCAUUCCGAUCGAAAAGGGUGAAAGUUACAAUAUGGAAGGGGAGUUUAUAACAAGUUACGUCAUGAAUCCUGAAGGUGGUCACGUUAUGACUUUAGUAGGCUAUAAUGAUCUCUUUCGUACGAAGCAAGGAUAUACUGGAGGAUUCAUACUUAAGAACUCAUGGUUUGACGGUAUCCAUCCUGCGCUUGGGCCCAUGCACGCUCGUGGCAGUCAUAGUAUUAAAUACUGGAUGCAAGAAAUUACAGAUUGGGAGGAAGCAAGCAUGUGUCCUAACAGCUACAAUCCCGAAAACUGGUACCAGUGUGGCAACACCGCCGAAGUAAUUGAUGCAAAGCACCAAGGCGACCCUGGAAUGAACAUUCCAUUACGAAUGAAGCGCUCGAAGACUAUUGACGGUGGUGUGGGGUCUUGUCUGUCAGAGGAAACAAACAUGUAUGCAAAAGUGAGUCUGCAGCCGCUGCACCUGCGCUGCACAGACCCCAACUUUUGCGUAACAAAUGAAAACUUUACGUACUUCGUACGCAACACGACACAGUGGGGUGAUCACAUGCUACGCAUGUGUUUGUUUGAGUAUGAUACGAUGACGAAAAACUCGACAGAGUUAUGUCUGCCACCAAUGUUGACACAGAAAAUUGCGUACGUGCUAUCUCCCGUGCCGGAAGAAGUACGUGAGAAUGAUCCGGACGUGUGUGGCUUCUACUUCUAUCCGUACGAAGUGCAACAACAAUACAAGGCUCAAUUUGGUAACUUUUACGUGAACAAUUUUGAAAUUAAGUGGCAUGCACAAUCGUAUGCGGCGAACAAAAUGUUCUAUCCUGAUCUGGAUUACAGUGAAGUGGAGAAGUCGACGCGCAAGCAGAACCAAUAUCAAUUUCUUGGUCCGUUUCCAUUUGCUCAUAUCGUCGAUAAAAAGGAUCUUCCGAGCGUUUAG
Molecule: messenger RNA, 5145 nt
Organism: Plasmopara halstedii
Lineage: Eukaryota; Oomycota; Peronosporomycetes; Peronosporales; Peronosporaceae
Product: hect e3 ubiquitin
Exons: 3
Coding region: 1-5145 (1714 amino acids)
Biological process (GO): protein polyubiquitination; ubiquitin-dependent protein catabolic process
Molecular function (GO): ubiquitin protein ligase activity
Source: RefSeq, a predicted model, not a curated record